AUGCAACGUGCCUUCACUUUCCCAAUGACUGUUGAGCGCAGUCGGACUAAAGAGUGUCUGGAGGCGAGUCUGGCCGGGCUGUGUGAGCUUGAACUCCGCAAGCAGAAGCAGGAGUCCCUGGUGCUCGGGGCGCUGGCUCUCGGGGACCCCCUCCUCCUUCAAGGGGACCAGGGCGCACCAGGGACCGACGCAUGUUUCAGCAUCUGGGGCCAGGAGAACCUCACACUCAGGCGCCAGCUGAGCGCCCUUCAGAGCCACCCAUGGACCCUGAUUCAGUCCUUGGAGCAGCAGGUGGGAGAGCUCAGGAUAGACACUGACACAGCGGGAGACGGAAGCGACAGUCGACCCAGUUCUGGUUUUUAUGAGUCUAGCGAGGGUCAGUCACCGAGGGGGAGGUCUUCCGCUGAGCCCACAGAGACACAGUCAACAUGGACAUUUGUGAAUGACAGGCCCAAGUCUGUGGGUGACUCACUUUCCCCAAACGGAAACAUAGACGUCCCCUUCGCUCGCACCACUCUCCCUCGGUCUUUCUCCGCCCCGUACCCGCCUCUCGAGGGCAUCGCUGAGGAAGGCUCUGGACCCGAUCCUUGGUUUUGGGAUUCGGUUAAGACCACCCAAACAUGGCCCCAACAUCAGCAGCAGGAAGGACACCAAGAGGACGCCGAUGUUGCUCAAGAGGAGGACUACCAGCAGGCUUUGCGGGUAGAGGGAUACAUUUUGAGUGUCAUCCAUAGACAUACCCUUUACCCGCGUCCUUGCCAGCCACGCACCACGCUCAGUCCCGAUCCCACUCACUCCAAUACCUCCUUACAUCGCAGAACACCGUCGCUUACCUCUGAGUCGAGACCCUAUGACCCGUACCUAGACCUUUUGGGGCAUGCUAAUAGUCAAACCAGGGGUUGUGACCUGUAUGAAGGAGAAGCUUGUGGCGGAGAGGCCCCAUCAUUGGAGGAGGACUGUUUUUUGGCUCUACCCUACCCCCAAUCCAGGCCGCACUCUUUAGCUGGAAGGCUGCCAUCACCUCUGCCCUUCGUAGACCCCAACUGUGUCGCUGGGGCUCUUGACCUCUGCGGUGAACUCACAUCCCCCCGUCAUUAUGCAAAAGCACCGCCCCCUAUUCACCCGAACCUUGUAAAUGCGCAGUUUGUUUCGAGACAAGGUUGUCGCGCCGCCAUACAAUCUCCAAGACAUUACGUUCCGAGUAGGCCCAUUCAAACAAUCACCUCCCCAGAGCACCAGAGUAGAGCUAAAGCAGCCAAGAAGAACCAAGUUGACCGUGUAAAGGUUAAGAAAGUAAAUGGCAAGAAUAGAUCGCAGUCUGAAAAUAGCCUUCUUGGGCAACACAUGCUACCUGAACGGCGAUACAGCACAACGGAGAGACCUCAAGGUAGAGCGGACUCUGCCUAUAACCAAGCUGUGCAAAUGAGUCGCAACAACGCCCAUAGACGCUGGUGCUCAAACCUGGAGCUAAGCCAGGAUGAAGGGGACUCCCAUACACCGCAAGUCAACAGGCGACCACCGAGAAAGCGCAAUGGUCAUUUGUGCCAGCAGCAGCAGCAGCAAAGCCAACAGCAUUACCAGCAGCAGAGACAACAAUGGCAGCACUGUGAGUACCAGCAGAGAGCCCCACUGUGCAGGGAAGAGGAAGUGGCAUACUCAAGAGCUGCUCCGGCUGAGUCUGAGUCCAGCAUGAGCGAGGUGUAUUCUCCAGGCUCCAGCUCGAUGUCCAGUGACUCGGACGAGAGCGGAGGGUUGGUGUGGCCUCAGCAGUUGCCACCUCGACUGGCCGUGGGGUCUUCAUCUUCGUCCUCGCCCUCUCCGCAGAACGCCGCCGCAGCGAACGGAAGCUCGUCUCAGCCCAAAGCUUUCGUGAAGAUUAAAGCCUCCCACGCACUCAAGAAGAAGAUUCUGCGAUUCCGCUCAGGGUCUCUCAAAGUCAUGACCACUGUUUGA
This is a messenger RNA of Knipowitschia caucasica, 1953 nucleotides long. The record is from the annotation of a GenBank genome assembly. NCBI's taxonomy places the organism in Eukaryota, Metazoa, Chordata, Actinopteri, Gobiiformes, Gobiidae.